AUGCCUCCCAGCUCCGGCAAUGCAGCAGAUAUGUCCGCUCUCGUGGAUGCAAUGACUCUCAGUGUCCCUGGACCUGGUGGGCAGGGUCUAGUCGCCCACAGACCCGGCUCGAUGUCGGUUAGUUUUGCAAACAAGUCCUAUUUUUGCCACUCCUUAACACAUGCAUUGGUGAGUGCGGUUAAGAGCGCACAUGCAUUGGCCCUCUGUAAUCCAUCUGACGUACUACUGAUUACUUUGGCUGUCUAA
Molecule: messenger RNA, 246 nt
Organism: Dibothriocephalus latus
Lineage: Eukaryota; Metazoa; Platyhelminthes; Cestoda; Diphyllobothriidea; Diphyllobothriidae
Source: the annotation of a GenBank genome assembly